Paramacrobiotus metropolitanus is the source of this 1725-nucleotide messenger RNA. RefSeq lists its product as uncharacterized. NCBI's taxonomy places the organism in Eukaryota, Metazoa, Tardigrada, Eutardigrada, Parachela, Macrobiotidae. The transcript is spliced from 3 exons. The coding region runs from base 68 to 1651 and encodes 527 amino acids. Gene Ontology annotation, molecular function: protein binding. The record is from RefSeq and is a predicted model, not a curated record.
AGUUUUUUGUCCAGUAUCAGUGCAGUGCCAUUACUACAGUAUUAGGCAAGGACCGUCGUCUGCAAGAAUGGAUGGCAAGGGGAUGGAGAAACUGUCCGGUGCGGUUGGGGAUUCGACGGAGCACGGCCUGAGGCAGUAUUCCACCGGACCGCUUUUAUCGUCCCCUGUAUGCGGCAGCGAACUCUCCCCGCCGUCGGAACCCCUGGAUAAACAGCGCCAGCUCGAAGCGGAAGUUGUGGACUUGUUGACCCAUCAUGAACUGGCCAGAACCGACGAGACAGUAGACGGUGUCUUAGUUUACUGUGCCAAGUACACCUUUCAGAAGAAUCCACAGAAAUUGCGAUCGUUGGCGUGGAACGAUUACGGUCAGGGGAAACUGGACGGGAUGGGUGUGGCACGGACUGGCCACGCGCUUUCCCCGCUGCCAGUGUGGUUGGAGAACGGCGUCGGACUGGAAGUGUUCUUUAAGGAAAGAGUUGCGACACAAGAAAAUGACUUUACUCGUGGCUAUUCUAAGCCUGGUUUCGAAAUUCCAUGGGAAGCCAGAAUCCAGCUAAGCCGCGUGCCGGACCAGUGCAGCCUGACGGAUGUGCAGCUGGGUUUCGCUCAUGUCGAUCAUCUCGAAAAUCCCACCGCCACGGUGGAAAUUUGGGAAACUCAUGCCACCAACUUGUCCCACAUCAACAGCAAACUGGCGAGUAUUGACAGUCAGACCUUCUCGGAAUGCGGCCAGGAUCUGGGUAUCUUCCGUGAAGCCUACUGUAUCGUUACCAUGCGGGUGCCGCUGCGGCGCUUGCUGGGAGACAAGCUCCACGCAUUCCGGCAGACCUUCCCGGACCGUCUGGCGUGCUCCUACGACUUGGGCCAUACGGGAACGGAUACUGUGACACUGAAAACGCGAGAUGGCAAGAUAGAAUCCCAUCGAGAAAUCCUGGUUGACCUUUCUCCCAAAACUCGGGCUAUUUUCGGAGAGAGACCGCUUGGAAAAGUUAUCUUCUACGAACUGGACUGUAGACUGGAUGCCGCCUUGGCGGUUCUGGAUGCGGCCGUAGCCAAGCACGAAUCCCUGCCCAUCGAUCCGCACCGAGCGUCUCCGUUUUUCCUGUACGAGGCGAUGAAGUUGGCGUUGAGUUGGGAGAUUCCGCAGCUGACCCUGUGGACGCAGGUGGCGUUUCUGGAGCGCUUGUGCCGUCCGGACGAUGGCAUUCUCGAAGCGGUCCCCGUCCUGGAUGCCGUCCGUGUUAUCCGUGACCACGCCGAUGCCCAGGCGGUGGGCGGCCGGAUGAUACUGUGCGGACUGGUCAUGGUGCUACGCAACCUACAUUCUCCGGCCCUGGGAUGGGAGCUGGACGAGCUGAAAAAUAUCAUUGCCCGGAAGCCGGCGUUGUGGAAGAACGUUAUUUACCCGACGCGGUUGGAGAAUGAUUGUGACCUUACCGUUGAAAUCAAUCCUGGUAGAAAAAUUUAUUUUAGCGUUAAUUUGGCUUACUGGGUGCGCCAGUUGAAAGUACAGAUUCAGGAGAUCGAAGAGCUUCCCAUGGAUCAGCAGCGACUGGUAUUUGACGGCCAAAUCAUGGAAGACGAGCGUACCUUGGCGGACUGCGGCAUUGGCCACCGUGAUUCGGUGCAGUUGCUCCGCGACUGCAACUGACCAAAACGUGAAGCAGAAGAUGUGAGCCGAACUGAAGCUGCAAUUGUCAACCACGGGUUGGCAGAUUGCGUAUA